Molecule: messenger RNA, 2487 nt
Organism: Arxiozyma heterogenica
Lineage: Eukaryota; Fungi; Ascomycota; Saccharomycetes; Saccharomycetales; Saccharomycetaceae
Gene: FAR1
Product: cyclin-dependent protein serine/threonine kinase inhibiting protein FAR1
Exons: 1
Coding region: 1-2487 (828 amino acids)
Source: RefSeq, a predicted model, not a curated record
AUGAAUAUCACAACACCUAAAACUCAACAAACUGGCUUUGAAAAAAGAUUGCAUACCCCUCCAAUAAUUGAGAGAACGAAGGGUCGAACAACUCCUACAAAAUUUUUAAAAACUGUGUCAGAUAACAUUUUCAAAAGGAAUUUUGAUUCAAAAGAACAGUACCCACAUAAUUUUGGUUCCAAUGUUAAAAAUAUCCACUUUUCUCAGACUCCUAGAAUGGCAAGGCGUUUUAAAACACCCAAGCCAUUGGACCUUAGUAAACCCAUUUCACCACCUAAAACAAUAACAAAGCAAGAGGAGUUAACCAUUAAUGCAUCUAUUCAAGGUUCUUUUCAAUCAUUAGAAAAUAUACAUUUGUCUUCGCCCGUGAUAUUACAAGGUACUAAUUAUAAUAAACCUAAAAAUUUAACAAAUUUACUAUAUGACGCAUUUGAUUCGCCUACGAUAGAAAAUCAACAAUCUUUAAAGACUAAUUAUAUUGAAUAUAACGAUAUUUUAUCACAUCAUUCGAAAAAGACCCCUUUAUCAAAUAUUAACACUGGUAAAUAUUUUAAGAAAUAUAGUAGAGAAGAGUGUUGUAUUUGUAAGGAAGCUAUAGCACAUAAUUUCAUGGGUGAAAAAAUUGUCGAGUUAUCAUGUUCUCAUUUGACACAUUUUAAUUGUUAUUUGACCCUUUAUGAUUCUGGUUUAAAUUAUAAUAUGUUGCCAAUAUGUGGAGUUUGUAAUGUGGAAAUAUCGCCUAAGGAUUCUGAAUUAAUGAAUUUAUUGGCUUCUACAUUGUUAACUCAGACAAAGAAAAGAACUCUGAUACCAUCUUCUAAAGCUGCACCUUCGACUAAAAUUUCAGUUUCAGAUCAAAGUGAGGUAUUUGCAAGGCCUUAUCCACAAUAUUUUGAAUUAAAAUCAGCAAAAAUUGUAGAUUCUAGUUUUAAAAGUUAUACACCUCUUGAUCAGUUGAUUAAAAGUGCAGACAUUUCUUCCAAUGGAUUUCAAAAUGAGUUAGGUAAUAAAACAUCAGAUAGCAAUGAAUCAUUAGUAUGUUUAUCCUCAGGUAGUGAAACGUUGUCAUUAUUUCAUUCUAUGUCUCCUUCUACAACUUCUGAAUCAAGUUGCUUAGAAAAAAUAUCACCGGUUGUAACAUGGUGUGAAAGAAAUGAUAGAGUUGUGAUUGAAGUUAAAUUUGAAUGUAAUGAGAUUGAUACAUGUGCUGCAUCUGAGGUUUCAACAAAUAAGUUAAAAGAAAGGGAAAUAAAUGUAAUUUAUUCUGAAAUAAUACAGUUUAUUAGAGAGGAGAUUUUACUAGAGUCAUUAAUUGGAAGCAAAACACUAAAUGAAUUAAAACUAUUUGAUACGGUCACUUACUCUACAGAUAAUAAUAUUUGGCAUGAGAAUAUUUUAUUAUUUUAUGUUGAUGAUGUUAUAAUAUUAUUUAAUAUUGUUAUGAAUAAGGUUGUUGGUGAGGUCUCUUGUAUUGAUAUUACACGUGUUCAUAUAUUAAAUGAUUCUGUUCUAAUUAUUGUUACAAAAUCAAGAAAAAUGCCUGAAAUUUUUCUUAAAUUUAAUUCAGGUUAUCUAACGAAGAAAUGGAAGUAUUAUUUGCAGAACCAGGAAAAUCCAUUUACUAAUUCUUUGAAUCAUCUCACAACUACGGCAUUAUUUAUAUUACCUGAUUUAUUAAAAUAUAAAAUACAAGGAUAUGCAGAUCUACAAAAUAAUGUAAAUGUUCCGUGGUUAUUAAAGAAAGAUUCUCCUAUAAGAUUAAUACUUUGUUUAAAUUUGUGUACAAUCUCAACUAAAGAUCCUCAUUUAUAUAGGGAUAGGUUGGUGACAAUAAUACAUAAAAUUGUUAAUAGCUUAUCAGAAAUUGAUAUGCUUGGUUUAGUUACAAUUAGUCCCAAUGAUGAAAGCGGUGGAACUCCUUUUUCUAGUACUUAUGUGGGGAUGAUAAAUAAAUCAUGGGAUGGAUGGACAUCUAUUAUUGAUGAUUUGAAAGUUAGUGAUUAUCAAGAAGAGAUUUAUUACGGAGAAAACAGGGAAUUAGAGAUCAUUUUACAAACGUGUUUUAAGUUAAUUAGCACACUUCCGGAAAAUGAAUCUAUGACUUUCCAAAAUCAUAUUCUUUAUUUAAGUCAACUUGAAGAUAUGGAAACUGAUUUAAGUAAAUUGAUGCUCAAUAGCAAACUUCAAGAUACUAUAUUUAACAAGUACCGCUUUUCUAUAAGUGAAUAUUAUUUGUAUGACUGUCAAAAUCCUGUAAAAAAAGUAGUAGAUGACUUGCAUCAUUUAAAAUAUUAUAAUAUUAGAGUAAAUAUUAAAGAAGAAGAUAUUUAUGUUGGGCAUAUAAAUGAUGUUAAGGAAGUUGUUCUUAACAAUUGUGAAAUGUUGGAUAUUUUAACAACAGCAUCAAGAUGUGAAGUUACUUGGGAAGAAAAGGAUAAAGGUAAUAAUUUUGCAAGAACAGUUCCUUUAUUAAGAAAAGAACUUUAG